UUCUGAGAGUGGCACUGAUAUAAGUCUGAGGAUUAACCAUACUCAAAUAUUCCAGAUGAGAACGAAGAUUUCCAGAAGCUUGCAGAAAGGGAAAUCUCCUCCUGUGAAGAAGAGAUAGCUGAACUGAAACACCAGAUAGUGUUGCUUUUGAUUCCUCCAGAAGAAACAGACAAGAGCGAUCUUGUCAUGGAAGUAACCGCUGGAGUCGGAGGGCAGGAAGCCAUGCUGUUCACCUCGGAGAUAUUUGAUAUGUAUCAACGAUACGCUGCCUAUAAAAAGUGGAAAUUUGAAAUAUUAGAAUACUUUCCCAGUGAAAUAGGUGGCCUAAGACAUGCAGUUGCCAGUAUAGCAGGACUUGAGGCUUACAAGUACAUGAAAUUUGAAGGAGGAGUGCAUCGUGUUCAGCGGGUGCCAAAGACAGAAAAACAAGGACGCAUUCACACCAGCACAAUGACAGUUGCGAUAUUACCCCAACCCACCAAGAUGAGGCUGCAAAUUAAUCCAAAAGAUCUACGGAUAGAAACAAAGCGAGCCAGUGGAGCUGGAGGCCAGCACGUCAAUACCACAGACAGUGCUGUGCGGAUCGUUCAUAUUCCAACAGGGAUUGUGUCUGAAUGCCAGCAAGAAAGAUCUCAAAUUAGAAACAAAGAGAAGGCUAUGCAAAUGCUUUGUGCUAAACUAUACAACGCCAAACUGGAAGAAGAAACCAAAAAGAGAAACAGUGUUCGAAAGAUUCAAAUUGGGACUAAAGGAAGAUCAGAGAAGAUCAGAACAUACAACUUCCCACAGGACCGGAUUACUGACCACAGGAUAAGCAGAUCGGUGCAUCAUAUUGAGUGUUUCAUGCUAGGGGAAGAAAUGCUAGAUGAAAUGAUACAAACUCUGAGAGAAUAUGCUGAUUAUGAAUCUUUAAUGGAAAUUAUUUCAGAAAAUGAAAACAAGACUCUAUCCUGAACACUGCUCUUUGUCAGCCCGUUACAACAGAUGUAGACAUUUGUCUGCAAAGGAGCUUCUCAGAGCACCACCCAGAAAACGCAACUGCUUUUCAGAUCAUGACAGACACCACAGCUUGUUUCUGCAUGACUGAUAAACAGUCGUCUUACUUGCUGAGAAAGAGACUUUACCUUCGUAUGAGACAUUAGUGCUGCAGAAGUCCACUUAAAAAGUAAAUUUGGCUGGGCCAGGAGUAACUGCAGCUUUUAACUUUCUCCACUGCGAAGAUGCUGAUACGCCACUCUCUAAAGGUAUGCAUUAAAAAAUGAGCUAUUUCUAGUUCCAGUUUUCAUUUAAACACUAGGUUAAACAUCAGUACAGUGUCAAAUAGCUUGCUUGAGAGAAUAACCCUAUUUUGUUUGAGUGUUUGGAAGAAAGUGAUAAAUA
This is a messenger RNA of Egretta garzetta (little egret), 1380 nucleotides long. It is a transcript of the gene MTRF1L, whose product is annotated as mitochondrial translational release factor 1 like. Gene Ontology annotation, molecular function: translation release factor activity. Bases 187 to 954 code for a protein of 255 amino acids. Gene Ontology annotation, biological process: translational termination. The record is from RefSeq and is a predicted model, not a curated record. Lineage: Eukaryota; Metazoa; Chordata; Aves; Pelecaniformes; Ardeidae. The transcript is spliced from 6 exons.